CGUCACUCGGGUCCCGUCGACAGAGCUGAUUCUCCGCUGUCGUCGUCUCCCUCGUCCUCCUCUCCGUGUUGUUGUUCUCGGUGACGCGACGGAGGUGUAGCCUGACGCGGUCUCUUACGUGUCGGUCUGAAUAAAAGUGGAGCUCCGUAGACCCGGGAGUGACGAAGCGAGUCUGUGUUGAUUUUAAAUGACAAUGGAGGCUGGUUCAGACACGCAGCAAAGUGGUGAACAAGUCGUCUCGGAGUCCGAGGCACAGCAAAUCACCUUGACCCAGGCGUCCAUAGCAGCUGGCCAGCUGACGACCAGUGGUUCCACCGUCACCCUCGUGCAGCUACCUAAUGGUCAGACGGUCCAGGUGCACGGCGUGAUCCAAGCUGCUCAGCCCUCCGUUAUCCAGUCCCCCCAAGUCCAGACAAUACAGAUUUCAACUAUUGCUGAGAGUGAGGAUUCUCAGGAGUCCGUAGACAGUGUGACAGAUUGUCAGAAGAGGCGAGAGAUCCUGUCCAGACGACCUUCUUAUAGAAAGAUUCUGAACGAUUUGUCGUCGGAUGUUCAAGCAGUGCCUCGAAUUGAGGAAGAAAAAUCAGAAGACGACUCGGCCCCUGCCAUCACCACCGUCACCAUGCCCACUCCCAUCUAUCAGACUAGUAGCGGCCAGUACAUUGCCAUCACCCAGGGAGGGGCCAUCCAGCUAGCCAAUAACGGCACAGAUGGCAUGCAGGGCCUGCAGACGCUGACCAUGGCCAAUGCGGGCCAGGGUGGUGCCACCAUCCUGCAGUACGCGCAGACCACCGACGGGCAGCAGAUCCUAGUGCCCAGCAACCAGGUGGUUGUACAAGCCGCCUCCGGUGACGUCCAGGCCUAUCAGAUCCGUACAGCCCCCACCAACGCCAUCACUUCCGGGGUGGUCAUGGCGACUUCGCCUGCACUGGGCUCCGGAGGAGGAGGCACUGAGGAGGUCACGCGCAAAAGGGAGGUCCGACUUAUGAAAAACAGGGAGGCAGCCCGCGAGUGUCGCAGGAAGAAGAAGGAGUACGUCAAGUGUCUGGAGAACCGCGUGGCUGUGCUGGAGAACCAGAACAAAACCCUCAUCGAGGAACUCAAAGCCCUCAAAGACUUGUACUGCCACAAAUCUGAGUAGAAACGAUGCCAACCGCCUACCAGUUGGCUACACCGGGGCCCGUCGGUCCCCAUGUACAGAGACUCAGCACAGAGCCGUGCAUCUGGAUGCCACUCCCCCUUUUUCUACUCUUUGGCUUUCUUUUUAAAAAAACUGCUGACAAAUCUGUAAAGUGACUCACCAGGAAUAUAACCCCCCCCCCCCCCCCCCCCCCCCGCCCCACUUCUGCGGUUAUGAAAUGGUAAUUCUGUUCCCUAUGAAAGGUGACGCAAUGCUCAGAGCGGAGGUGGAGGACAGGGUCCUGGUGGUGAAGCAAUGGAAUAGACCACGAGGCCUUUCUGUGGGGGCUGGGGGGGGGGGGGUUUGCCGCCACCAUCACCAAAGGGAAGCAGUCCAGUCACUGGUGCCUGGACAAACUGGGCGGCGUCACCAGCAACUGGGAACUGCUCAACUCGCACCACCAAUAACGCCGGGACUUUUUACAGCGUGAUCUCCACAAGACACUUGGAUCUCUUGGAGAGGUUUCCUUUUGUGUGCAUUGUUUGUAAUUGUACUUGCGCUGUUGCAUUAACAUCUGUUACUUACUAAUGCUUUGAACUGUAGAUGGACCGUGUCAUGGACAUUUUUUAUCUUUUAGCUGUGUUUUUGUUUUAUGUAUUGGAUUAUCUGCUUGCAUAAUGCCAUUGACCUUUUUUAUUUUUACUUUAAUUUACUCUGCCUUGAUACAACAACAACAAACUCAAGCUAGCCAGUAUGUUAAGUUGUAAAAACGGUUUGUUAAACGCAGCUUUAAAGAGAGGCCGAAUUCAUAAUCUCUCACGUGAAACAUUUAUGGUGUUUGUAUUCUGAUGCAUGUUCCUGGUCAUAUGAUUGAGGCUCGUUGUUUUUGUUUAUUCAUUUCCACCAGUUUAAACUGGGAUUUUGUCUACCGGGUAGUUUGAUACUUCAUUCAUAACGUUGACAUUCAAUCACCAUUUGUUUUGAUGUCUAUUCAUUGUAAACCUGGUCUAUCUGCACAGUUGCAGAUAAAGAUUGCUCCACUAUUAAUAUCUGUAUUCUAGGAUUGGUAGAAUUGAAGUUCCAGUGGUGGCGGUGUGGGACCGCAAUCUAAUCUAACGGCACCAUAACAUGCAUUUGUUCCCUUUUAAAAAGGGAGGCGGGGAUUCAAAGCUUUAUCUUUAGCCUCAAUGGAAGCUUCAAAUUUGAAAAGAACGUCUGUGGCAUAAUAUGCCUUCUGAAUCAAGUUAUUUGGAAAAUGUGAUUAAAUGCGGCUCAUGCAACAGACAAUGUAAACCAAAAAAAAAAAGAUUGGUUACGCUACAGAAAAGGAAAGAAAAAAAAGAUUUCCACUCACAUUUUUGUAUUGUGGAUUUUUCAAUCCAUUUUUAAAAAAAUAAAUUGUAUUAAUGCCUU
Cyclopterus lumpus (lumpfish) is the source of this 2533-nucleotide messenger RNA. RefSeq names its product cyclic AMP-responsive element-binding protein 1-like. Gene Ontology annotation, molecular function: protein binding; DNA-binding transcription factor activity, RNA polymerase II-specific; cAMP response element binding. The transcript has 8 exons. NCBI's taxonomy places the organism in Eukaryota, Metazoa, Chordata, Actinopteri, Perciformes, Cyclopteridae. Gene Ontology annotation, cellular component: nucleus; ATF4-CREB1 transcription factor complex. Gene Ontology annotation, biological process: regulation of transcription by RNA polymerase II. Bases 188 to 1141 code for a protein of 317 amino acids. The record is from RefSeq and is a predicted model, not a curated record.